Lates calcarifer (barramundi perch) is the source of this 6305-nucleotide messenger RNA. Its product is annotated as insulin receptor substrate 2. Gene Ontology annotation, cellular component: cytosol; plasma membrane. The transcript is spliced from 3 exons. Gene Ontology annotation, molecular function: phosphatidylinositol 3-kinase binding; insulin receptor binding. Gene Ontology annotation, biological process: insulin receptor signaling pathway. The coding region runs from base 251 to 3439 and encodes 1062 amino acids. The record is from RefSeq and is a predicted model, not a curated record. NCBI's taxonomy places the organism in Eukaryota, Metazoa, Chordata, Actinopteri, Centropomidae.
UGUGUUUUAUUCUGUUUUUAGAGCAGCAGGGUCACAUGUUGUUUUUCUCCAGGAUCAGAACGGUCCCCUGGUCUGGUCUGGUCCUACUGUACUGUUUCUCGUACCGCUGCGGACGGCGGACACGGAUAUCAGCGUCUGCUAUGGAGUAGAAAAAAAAACAGCUUUUACCUCUAAAGUUUGUUUUUUGCUGCGCGUUAUUUUACGAAAAGGACUUUGCUUAUCUGGAACUUGAAAAGAGAAGCGAAGCGAAAUGGCAAGUCCUCCGGCGACGGGGGGACACCUGUUAUCUAAUGGGACGAACGGCGUGAAGAAGUGCGGCUACCUGAGGAAGCAGAAACACGGACACAGGCGCUUCUUCGUGCUCCGGGAGACCACCGAGCGCUGCCCUGCCCGGCUCGAGUAUUACGAGAGCGAGAAGAAAUGGAGAAACAAGUCCGCCGCCAAACGGGUGAUAACUUUGGACUCCUGUCUGUGCGUAAACAAACGGGCCGACGCCAAACACAAGCACCUCAUCGCCCUCUACACCAAGGACGAGUACUUCGCGGUGGCUGCGGACAAUGAGCAGGAGCAGGAGAGCUGGUUCAGGGUUUUGACUGAUUUAAUAGCCGAGGGGAAAGUGUACGACAGCCCCGCGUCCACCUCCUCUUUAGUGGGCUUCGAGGAGGCCAGCUACGGACUCAUUGCUCCCGCAACCGCUGCAUAUAAAGAGGUAUGGCAGGUCAACUUGAAAUCCAAAGGCUUGGGUCAGAUCAAGAACCUCACUGGAGUGUACAGGCUGUGUUUGUCCAGCAGGACCAUCAGCUUUGUCAAACUGAACUCUGAAACAGCUGCUGUCAGUUUACAGCUCAUGAACAUCCGGAGAUGUGGCCACUCAGACAGCUUCUUCUUCAUAGAGGUGGGCCGGUCGGCGGUCACCGGGCCCGGGGAAUUCUGGAUGCAGGCGGAGGACUCUGUGGUGGCGCAGAACAUCCACGAGACCAUCCUGGAGGCCAUGAAGGCCAUGAAGGAGCUGUCCGAGUUCAGGCCGAGGAGCAAGAGCCAGUCAGCCAGCACCAACCCCAUCUCUGUGCCCACACGACGCAACCUCAACAACCUCCCCCCCAGUCAGACGGGCCUGGUGAGGCGAUCCAGGACGGACAGCAUGGCGGCCACGUCCCCCGGGAGAAAGUUCACGUCCUGUCGGAUAAGAACGGCCAGCGAGGGGGACGGAAGCGUGACCCGGCCCGUGUCCAUGUCCAUAUCUGUGAACGGGAGCCCCACCAGCCCCAACUCUGGGAACCACCUCAGCAGGUCCCACACCCUCAGCAGUGGGCGCACCUGCAGGAUGCUGGAGUCCUCCUCCAACCUGCACCACAGCCGCUCCAUGCCGGUGUCCAACUCCCCUCCAGCCUCCUCCUCCCCCAUUAGCAUGUCUCCCAGAGGGGGGGCCGGCAUCUCCACUCCUGACAAAGCCAGGCGGCCUUUCAGCUGCAGCGCCUCCAUCUCUGGCUCCCUCAGCGACACCGGCUUCAUGCUGUGUGAUGAUUACAGCUCCAGCCCAGGUGAACCCAGAUUCCUCCCCCUGACCCGCAGCGACACCCCUGACUCCCUGUCCAGCACGCCCCCAUCCCGUGACAUCAGUGACCCCUGUGGCUACAUGAUAAUGGAGGGGGCCAAUGGCAGCAGGUCUGGCGCUGGUGGCGAGGGUCUGGCGUUUGACAAGGCGUACAGGAAGCGGACGCACUCCCUCACCACGCCACGUCAACAGAGGGUCGUGGCGCCGCUGUCCUCGGCCUCCCUGGACGACUACACCCUCAUGAGGAUGGCCCACGGACAGAACUCUCACUCCGCCUCACCCAAAGUCUGCUACCCUGAGGAUUACGGCGACAUCGAAAUCGGUUCAUCCAGGAGCUCCAGCAGUAACCUUGGUGACGAUGGCUACAUGCCAAUGACGCCAGGUGUGGCACCCCAGUCUGGAAAGGUAGACAACUACGUGCCCAUGAGCCCCAUGUGUGUCUCAGCGCCAAAGCAGAUUGUGAACCCCAGGGUGCAUCCUCAGGCAGCCGCCGGCAGCGGCUACAAAACCAACUCCCCCUGCAGCAGCUCUCUGGAGGACAACGGCUACAUGAGAAUGUGGUGCGGCUCCAAGUCCUCCAUGGAGAGCCCAGACAGGCAUGGUGAAUACAUGAACAUGUCACCUGGAAACCCACCUCCACUCCAGACCCCCCCUGACUACUACCUGGGCCUUCUGGCCAGUGAACCCGCAUCAGUGAGGUCAGCUUACCAGGCCGGCUCCCUCACGCUACCUGCUAAGCUCCAGGCCUCAAAGAAUGAAGAUAACGGCCAGUAUGUGUUGAUGAGCCCUCAGAGUGUGAGGCAGAGGGUGGGGGAGUCUGACUAUUACUCAGUGAUGCAGCCCAGUGCAGCUCAGACCUCACCCCUGAGCCCCUCAGUGCCCUCCCCAGUCAGACACGGCCGGGCAGAGAGCCUGUCCUACAGAGGAAGGCUGGGCAGGCCGAACAGGCUGUCCCUGGACACCCUGAGGACCCUACCCAGCAUGAAUGAACACCCCCUGCCCGGAGAGCCCCGCAGCCCGGGGGAGUACAUCAACAUCGACUUUGGUGGCACCAGAUUCUCCCCUCCCUCUGUCAUAUCCACAGAGAGCCAGUCCUCGUCUCUGGGCUCCAGCGGCAGGGGCCCAGGGAGGUCCUCCCUGACAGACUACAUCAACCUGGAGCUGGGCUCGCACUCACCCAAGGAGGCUGACACCCCCGCCGAGUGCCUGGACACGCUCCCGGUGUUAUCCAUGUGCCCCUGCUCAGAGGAGGAUGGAGUGUACCAUCUGGGGAGUGAGAAGGGGUCCCAGGGCCUCGGCAGCGAGGUGAAAAAUGACUACACUGAGAUGACGUUUGGGAUGACCAGCUCCCCUCCACAGCUCGUCCCUCAGAACACAGCAAGCCAGAGCAGCAGGGAGAGGAGGCUCUCUCUCAAGGACCAGGGAGUCCCAGAAAGCAUUGGGGUCUUCCUGCUCGGGGCCACCUCCUCCUCCACAGUGGACCCGGACUGCUCGGCCAAGGUGAUCCGGGCCAACCCACAGGGACGCCGCCGCCACAGCUCCGAGACCUUCUCCUCCACCGCCACGGUGACGCCGGUCUUCCCCUCCUUCGCACGGGGCGACGCGGUGAAGAGGCACAGCUCGGUGGAGAACAUCUCAUCCCGGAGCAGCGAGGGCUCAGACGAGGAGUACGGCAGCCCUGUGAACCGGCAGAGCUCGGCGGGCUACCCCAGCGGACUCAACUACAUCGCCUUGAACCUGCUGGACAACAGGGACAUGGAGAAAUGCGAAGACCUGGUUGGCUUCAAACCCACCAGCAGCUGCAAAGGGGGUAUCAAUGGAUUACACAGCACACCAUAUGUCUGUUUGGGAUUCAAGGAGGCUGCAACCACUGCCAAAGACUGAGCAACUCCUCUGUCCUCUGACUUGGCGUCUUCACCAACCUGCUGCUCAGAAAAAGAAAAAAAAAAACACUACUAUCUACUUUGCCCUUCCAUUGGGUUCUGUGGCCCUAAAAGACUGUCUGGACCCUCUGCAACAUACACACACACACACACAGAGAAACUCAUACACACACUUCAGAAACACGUAUGUCACCAUCUAUGCAUGCCAUGAAGUUGCUAAAGGCAGGACAGGUGUGUUUUUGUGUUUGUGUGUGUGUGUGUUGUGUAUUGGUGCGUCUCAUGUUCCCUGCGCUUUCAGAGGCCAUUUCUCCUGUGACCCAAAUUUUGGCGCAAGCACAGAAGCAAAGAUAGUCAGACAGUAACACAACUCUAAUGGUACCCAGAUACUAUUUAUUUACUUGAGGGUAGUUUUAUGGCUACCUGUAUGCGUGCAAGUGUGUGUUUCUGAGACAAAGUAUGACCAACUGGUAUGUCAGUGGACAAUGAAACCUGCUAUAGAUAUGGCCCAGGGAGCAAGGAUACCAAGGUACACUGAGUAUAUAACUAUAUUUAGAGUAGAUAUUUUAUUUAUUUUUGGAAGAUGAAUGUCUGAUAAGACCUACCCAAUGCCUUAAUGUCUAUACUGUCCUUAUGUUUUCUAUGAAAUGACAGAUAAAUAUUCUAUUACAGUAUGUCUGUUUGGACCUACAUCUCUAUAUUGUUAUUCUCUUGUGGAAAGUAAAAAGCCUAGUUUACCAUUAAAAUAUAUUAUUAUUUCAGAAAUGUACAGUACAGUGGGGCUGCUUGAGAUCUGAUUCAUCGUAUUGAUAUUAAAGUAUUUUCUUAAUUACUAAUUUCUUAUUUAUUCUAACCUAGUUUAUUUUUUGUCCAGUCAAAACGCUGGACUUAAAGAAAUAUAUUUCUAAACGUCUUUAAGAGUUAUGCAUGUCUUUAUAACUCAGCUCAGACCCCACAACACCAGGCAUCUGAAUGCACUGUACCUCCCACAGUUCCUCAGUCACUUGAGCCUGAAAACCUCACACACUCCUACCUUCAAACCUACGGCCUGCUGUUUAGCUCGACGCGGGCUGCCCUGCUGUGAUAUCAUUUGAUGGUACAGCUGUCUAGCAGAGGUGAUAAUAAUGGAGGGGUGGAGCCAGUGAAAAAUAUCAAGGUUGGGGGGGCACAGUCCAGACGGUUUCUGGCCAACGAGUGAGCACUGAAGGGGGGCAGGGGGGCGAGGUGUUAGCAGUGCUGGACAAGCACUGAGGGGAGGAGGGCUCUGCAAAACAGAGUAGUAGAAGAAGAGAGGCCAACAGCCACAUCUGGCACCAUCAUGGAGGUUCACUGGAGAAUCAGCUGUCUGGAAAAUAUAACUACAUGGCAGACAGCAUAAAAAGAUUAGAGCUAGCUGAAGAGAAUUAUGUAAUGUUACUUGUUAAACUAACACUAUGUAACUGUGAGGUUUGACAGUUACAUAACACUUAUGGGACAAUGCUAAAUGCUAAAAUGCAGUGAAACAGUCGACCAAGCAGAGAAGAGUCAUCAAGUCAGUUAACUUACUAAAUUACGUUAGCUACUGGUCACACCAGACCAAAACCUCCAAUGAAUGAAAUGAAUUGUUUAAAAGCUGAUGACUUCGUGAGAGGAAGAAUGUGUUAUUUCUGCCUGUAAAUGUCAAAGUCUCUUUUUAGCUGAACAGCAGCUAAUAUGGCCACAAAUAGUAUUUUCAGGAUAAUGACAAUGCUAAAAUGUAGCAUAAUACUAGUUUAAGAAUAAUUUUGAAAGUACGUAAAUCAACUCAGUAAUGUUAGUUCCUCAACACUAUCUAGCUAAAGUUUGUUAACGUUAGCUAACACUAGCUAUCAUAAGCUACGGGUCAAACCAAGACUUUAGUGAGGGUGUUUUAUAGCCUAUACAUUAAACUUAAUUUUGAAUUCAACCUCCAAAAUGGCUGCCAGAGGAUUUGUAGUAACAUUAUCUGAAAGCCCUCUAUCAACAUCCUGAUUCUGUGGUCUUUGUGUCGUCCACUGUGUUGACUCCAACUGGCUCACAACCCCUUUAGUGUACAUUAGAUUGUAAAACUUAAACUAUGUCUGAAUGUAUCGCUGAGCUGGUGGGAACACCACAGAAACAUAACGUGGGAAAUGGUUUUAACAGAGUUGAAUAAUGUUGGAGCUGUAUCUAUUUAUCUUCAGAGUCUUGAAUGUGUAUAUUGUGUACAUAAAAAGAGUUUAACUAAAAAAAAUAUUGAAAUUGCUUAGAGUACUUAGAUUUGACCUAUGUUGCAAUGAUAUUCCUGUGUAAAGACUUUGGCUACCGAUUUUUAAAAUGGGGACGGGGUUUUUGCUUUGGGGUUGUACAGUGUAUUGUAUGCUUUCUCCCUCACAGUCUCUGUAACUAUAUGAAAAAAAUGUCUAUUUUAUUAUAGAGAUCUCUUUGCCUUGUUGACACACUUUACCUAAUGGCAUAUGCAAUAGUGACAUGAAUACAGUCUAGUUUACAACCGUGGAACCAAAUGUAACAUUGCAUCAAUGAUUUUUUUUCUUUUUGUGAUGAGCAGAAGCUGUUUUGCUCUUUGUAUAUUUCUCUUUCUGCCAACUGUUUUGUUUUCAUCGCUGGGAACUCUGUUCUUGACAUGUCUCAAAGCGCUUUCCCCAUUUCUGUGUCCAUGGACAGACUCUUCUUUUACAGAUUGACCUUGGACUGACUCAGUUUGAAUGUGUCGUUGUCUUCCAUUGUACAUAAAUCAAUAUACUGUUUAUUGUGAUGCUCACAAGAGAUGAUAAUAAUGAUUUAUAAAUUCUGGUAGUCGAGUAUUGCUUUUGUCUGUAUUGAUUAUGGAUAGAAACCUACAGAAAUAAAUGAAUUUAUUUAAAGAGGUACAA